Messenger RNA from Aplosporella prunicola CBS 121167, 1170 nucleotides. RefSeq lists its product as uncharacterized. The record is from RefSeq and is a predicted model, not a curated record. The transcript is spliced from 5 exons. NCBI's taxonomy places the organism in Eukaryota, Fungi, Ascomycota, Dothideomycetes, Botryosphaeriales, Aplosporellaceae. Gene Ontology annotation, molecular function: cyclin-dependent protein serine/threonine kinase activator activity. Gene Ontology annotation, biological process: positive regulation of DNA-templated transcription, elongation; regulation of transcription by RNA polymerase II. Gene Ontology annotation, cellular component: nucleus; cyclin/CDK positive transcription elongation factor complex. The coding region runs from base 1 to 1170 and encodes 389 amino acids.
AUGGCGCCCGCGCCGCCCCCGCCCUUGAGCGCCCCGAAUGGCCACCCCGGCCCUCAUCCGUCUUUCAUCGAGCUCGCCAAGCCCUAUGUCUUUCAGCAGAAACUCGAGCGCUUCCUCACCACCAUCGGCAUGUCCGAGGCCAAGGAAGAUGGCAUCCGGUUGCAGGGUGUCCAGCUGAUUGAUAGCGUGCGCAAGGCCGUGCAGCUACCGGUGCGGACGUACAACACCGCGGUUGUCUACUAUCACAAGUUCCGCCUCGUGCACUCGGAUAACGAGUACAAUUUUAUGGAAGCCGCGCUGGGAGCUCUCUUCACGGCGUGCAAGAUCGAAGACACGCUGAAAAAGUCGAGAGAAAUCAUCUGCGCGUCGUUCAACCUGAAGCUCCCUCCGGCGGAGCACCUCACUCCGGAUGAUCCUCAACUGGAGCAACCAUCAAAAGUCAUCAUCGGCCUCGAACGCUUGAUGCUUGAGAGUGCAGGGUUCGAUUUCCGGAACAGGCAUCCGCAGAAGCUUGUCAUCAAGCUCGUGAAAGCUUGCGGGUUUGCCAAAGAAAACGUAGGCAGGACAGCCUACAGCAUGUCACUAGAUCUUUACCGCACCUUUGCUCCGCUAAAGCAGACGACCCCGGCCAUGGCUAUCGCCUGUGUCGAGCUUUCAGCACGUCUUUGCAGAGCCAACAUGACUCUCGUCACGGGCGAGCAGGGCAUCGACUACGCAAGAUGGCACGUCAGCCGGGCCGAAGUCAUGGAAACAAUGAUGGACCUGCUCGACCUGUACACGCACCACCGGCCCAACAGCCUAAUCGGGCCCUCCUACUCCCUCGACACCUUCAUCAACGUCCGCCUCGCCCUCAACCAAGAAGCCACCGCCAAAAGCCUGCCGCGCUACACGGAGACGCAGCCCGCCCGGCCCUCGGCGACCAACGGUAGCGGCAGCGGCGGCGGCGGCGCAAGGCCCGCCAACGGCGGCAGCGCCAGCCCUUUUGCCCCGCAGCAGCAGCCCAUCUCGGCCAUUGGCAGCCGCGGCCUCGGCGGCACCGUCCGCUUCAUGAUUGAUGCGCGGCGCGCGCGCGACGAGAAGACCUCGGUUGCGGAUUUCUUCAAGGACGAGGAGGAGGAGUACGAGGUUGAGGUGGAGGUGGAGACGCCGCCGAGGCGCGGGGGGCGCUGA